Messenger RNA from Eruca vesicaria subsp. sativa (arugula), 1849 nucleotides. Lineage: Eukaryota; Viridiplantae; Streptophyta; Magnoliopsida; Brassicales; Brassicaceae. The record is from the annotation of a GenBank genome assembly.
CACUCUCUCUCUCUCUCCAUCACAACACAGAGAUAUGGAUUCGAAAACAACUCCAGUGAAACCCAAAGCUUCGGAUUCUCCUUCGAUCUCGAAGGUUAGGGUCGUCGUUAGGGUUCGUCCGUUUCUUCCCCCAGAGAUCUCCGACGUCCGAUCGUGUGUUUCCGGAAUCGACGGCGAUGGUAGAGAUUCCAGCGACGUGGCGGUUUACCUCAAAGAUCCCGAUAGCUGUCGCAACGAAUGCUAUCAGCUGGAUGCGUUUUACGGGGAUGGUGAUGAUGAGAACGUGAAGCAGAUCUUUGAUAGAGAAGUAUACUCUUUGAUUCCUGGCCUUUUCCAUGGUUUCAACGCUACUGUGCUUGCUUAUGGUGCCACUGGAAGCGGUAAAACGUUUACGAUGCAGGGAACUGAUGAUCUGCCUGGACUGAUGCAACUGACCAUGUCCACCAUUCUUUCUCUAUGUGAGAAGACAGGAAGUAGAGCAAGCAUUUCAUAUUAUGAAGUUUACAUGGAUAAAUGUUGGGAUCUCCUUGAAGUCAAAGACAACGAGAUUUCUGUUUGGGACGAUAAGGAUGGACAAGUUCAUCUUAAGGGACUCUCUAGUAUCCCAGUAGGCUCCAUGUCUGAGUUUCACCAGGUGUACUCAUGUGGCCUUCAGCGGAGGAAAGUUGCGCACACUGGUUUAAAUGAUGUCUCUAGUAGAAGCCAUGGAGUGCUUGUCAUCUCAGUAAUCUCAGAAGGGGCUGUCACUGGGAAAAUCAAUCUGAUUGAUCUGGCUGGUAGCGAAGACAAUAGAAGGACAGGAAAUGAAGGAAUCCGUCUAGAAGAGAGUGCCAAGAUUAACCAGUCACUAUUUUCAUUGUCCAAUGUGGUUUAUGCACUGAAUAAUAACCUCCCAAGAGUGCCUUACAGGGAGAGCAAGCUGACUAGAAUAUUGCAGGAUUCACUUGGAGGAACAAGUAGAGCUCUCAUGGUCGCAUGUCUGAAUCCGGGAGAAUACCAAGAAUCUGUUCGUACUGUUAGCUUGGCUGCAAGGUCAAGGCACAUCUCGAACAAUGUAUCUUUGAAUCCCAAGGUAGAGACCCCCAAGGUUAAAAUUGAUAUGGAAGCAAAACUGCAAGCUUGGCUGGAAUCCAAAGGGAAGACGAAAAGCGGCCAUAGAAUGAUGGCAAUACGUUCUCCACUGAUUGGUACAAAUCAACCUUCAUUUUCUCAAAGCUCAGUCAAGAAACUGGACUGUCAUAAAUCAUCCAUUGCAAAAAGUGCUAAACUUACUGGCACAGGACAGAGGGACACAUUUGUGGCUGCCAGGAACUUAUUUGGUGGGGAAACUCUUGCUGCUUCACAUUUAUGCGAACCAAUUCAGAAUCUGCACAUAGCUUCUCCAUCCAAAGAAGAUGAAAGAGACGCAUCUGGCGAGGAGCGUCUGCUGGUAUCUGAACUCAGUCCUGUUCGAGAAGCUUUAUCUCCGAUAACCUCAAAUGCGAAUGGGUUCUCUACCAUUCUCAAGCCAAUGACCCCUAAAACACCUAUGAUUUCUGCAAACGCUGAGAAUAUGCAGAUGAGUGGCACAUGCCAGAAGUUCAAUGCUUGGAGCACUAAUGUGAAGACUUCUCUUCUAAGAGAGUAUAUUCACUUCUUGAAUACAGCAAACAGAGAAGAGCUAAUGGAGUUGAAGGGAAUUGGACAGAAGAUGGCUGAGUACAUCGUUGAACUCAGAGAAACAAGUCCUCUAAAAUCGCUUGCUGACUUGGAAAAGCUCGGUUUCACCUCAAGACAAGUACAUAACUUGUUCAAAAGAGCCACACAAGGGAUUCUUGAGAAGCCAGUUUCUGCUACAACAACACCUUAG